GUAGGCCGACAGAAGGGUCCUUCGGUGGCCAGCUUAGGCCCCUCGGCGACUUCUCGGCUCGCACACUCCAGUAAAUGCACCAAAGGGUUAGCAGAGUUAGCCGCCGCGCCCCUCCCCAGGCCCUUCCGGCGGCCGCCGCCCUUUAACCUCGGAAGUGGGUGGGAGAGGAAGCGGCUGGUGAUGUUGGAGCAAACAUGGCCGCCCCGGCGCCAGUGGGCCUCUCGGGCUCCGGCUGUCUUCCGCUGGCCGCGGGACUCCAGCUGCUCCCGAUGCUGGGGCUGCUGCAGCUUCUGGCUGAGCCCAGCCUGGGCCGCGUCCACCAUCUGGCACUCAAGGAUGAUGUGAGGCAUAAGGUUCAUCUGAACACCUUUGGGUUCUUCAAGGAUGGGUACAUGGUUGUUAACGUCAGCAGCCUGUCACUGAAGGAGCCUGAAGGAGGCAAGGAUGCCACUGUUGGAUUCAGCCUAGACCGUACAAAGAAUGAUGGCUUUUCUUCUUACCUGGAUGAAGAUGUGAAUUACUGUAUUUUAAAGAAAGAGUCUGCCUCUGUCACCCUUCUAAUCCUAGACAUCUCCAGAAGUGAAGUAAGAAUAAAGUCUCCACCAGAAGCUGGUACCCAGUUACCAAAGAUCAUCUUCAGCAAGGAUGAGAAAGUCCUUGGUCAGAGCCAGCAGCCCGAUGUUAUCCCUGUUUCAGCAGGCAACCAGACUCAGAAAAAACAAGACAAUGGAAAGUCUAAAAGAAGUACGGUGGAUCCAAAGGCAAUGGGAGAGCAAUCCUUUUCUAUUCAUAAUAAUGAUGGGGCAGUUUCAUUUCAGUUUUUCUUUAACAUCAGCACUGAUGAGCAAGAAGGCCUGUACAGUCUUUAUUUUCAUAAAUGCCGUGGAAAGGACUUGCGGCCUGGUGACAAGUUUUCAUUCAGCCUUGAUAUUGAUAUCACAGAGAAGAAUCCUGAUAGCUACCUCUCAGCAGGAGAAAUUCCUCUGCCCAAAUUGUACAUUUCUAUGGCAUUUUUCUUCUUCCUUUCUGGGACCAUCUGGAUUCACAUCCUUCGAAAACGACGGAAUGAUGUAUUUAAAAUUCACUGGUUGAUGGCGGCUCUUCCUUUCACCAAGUCUCUUUCCUUGGUGUUCCAUGCAAUUGACUACCACUACAUCUCCUCCCAGGGCUUUCCUAUUGAAGGUUGGGCUGUUGUGUACUACAUAACUCACCUUUUGAAAGGAGCACUACUGUUCAUCACUAUCGCACUCAUCGGCACUGGCUGGGCUUUCAUUAAACACAUCCUUUCUGAUAAAGACAAAAAGAUCUUCAUGAUUGUCAUCCCACUCCAGGUCCUGGCAAACGUAGCCUACAUCAUCAUAGAGUCCACUGAGGAGGGCACGACCGAGUAUGGCUUAUGGAAGGACUCUCUGUUUCUAGUUGACCUGCUGUGCUGUGGAGCCAUCCUCUUCCCAGUGGUGUGGUCAAUCAGACAUUUACAAGAAGCGUCAGCAACAGAUGGAAAAGCUGCUAUUAACUUAGCAAAGCUGAAACUUUUCAGACAUUAUUACGUCUUGAUUGUGUGUUACAUAUACUUCACCAGGAUUAUUGCAUUCCUCCUCAAACUCGCUGUUCCAUUCCAGUGGAAGUGGCUCUACCAGCUCCUGGAUGAAAUGGCCACGCUGGUAUUCUUUGUUCUAACGGGGUAUAAAUUCCGUCCAGCAUCAGAUAACCCCUACCUGCAACUUUCUCAGGAAGAAGAUGACUUGGAAAUGGAAUCUGUAGUGACAACGUCAGGGGUGAUGGAGAACGUGAAGAAAGUCAAGAAGGUGACCAAUGGCUCUGUGGAGCCCCAGGCUGACUGGGAAGGCGCCGUGUGAUGGGGCUGACUUUGAGGAUGGCGCACCGUCAAAGAAAACUUUUAAUUUAUUAAUAGUCCUACUGGUGAGCAAGAGCAGUUCCUGACAGUGAACUAUUGGCAUCUCCGACAGUGACACCACAGAGCACGUGGCUGGGAGCAAAGUGCCACAGAAACCUAACCUUGUACUCUCCUAUGGAAGCUGUGUCUGUGGCUGGUGACGGGCAGCUAGAGUUCUCCUGCAGGAAGGAGUGGCGGGGAGGGAUAGAGGGAGAGCGGGGAGGAAGAGAAUAGCAAGAAUUUGUUCUUAAUUUAAAUUCUUUUUUCAGGUGGGAGCUCUAGGGUGUGUGCAGUUGCGACCCCACGCGUGGCAGCGUAGGAGUGUUGGUGGGAGGGCAGGGAGGCUGGGAGGUAUGAGUGAUGCCAGUCACGGUACAGAAGCCCGGCUGUGGGACGUGGUCAGGUGUCUACUGAGGACUUACAAAGAAGGGAAAGCAAGAGUGUCCUUGCAUUUUUGGGAGGACAAAAAUGAAUGAAAUUGGUUAUUUUAGAAAGCAAAGUCCCAACCCAGUUUAGUCUGUGGCACCUGCCCCAGCAUUCCUGGCCCUGAAGGUUGCCCUUUAUUCCAGAUUUUGAAAGUGACCAGGAUCCGAUAGCUCUAGAGGCCUAGUGGUCUUCUUUCCAAAAGAUUUGAGGGUUGCAAUGUCACUGUCAGGGUCAUGGUCCUGGGAAAUGGGACCAGGGGAUGGGAAAUGGUUUUCUUGAUUGCGUGUAGUCUGUAUUGCCUAGUGGGUGGAAAGAAAUGUAUUUUUAAGCUCAAAAAGCAUUUUCCUGUAGGACUUCCCUGAACAUCUGGCUCCCCCAUCUCUUGUUUCCCCUCUCCUCUUGUGGCUUCUAUCUAUUUUAUGUGAUAAGAAUUUUGGGAAAAAUGGGAAGGAACUUUCCUUAAGGGCAGCUGGGGGCAGAAAGGCAGCGUUUAAGUAAACACAUAAGUACAAGCAAAUCAUCCUCAUUAAAAAGCUGUUCCUAUAGGUUAGGUAUGACUUUCGAGUACAGGAAUUAAACAGACUUGGUCCCCAUGUCCCAAGAGUAUGCACAUGAAGAAGAUGAGUGUGAUUAAACUGUUUACACUCAGGGAUUUUGGGAGAGUGACAUCUUUCACAGAAACUCAAUGGAGUUCCCUUCCAAACCUUCAGAGCUUGGGGCUAAACACAAGCAGUUGCCUGAAGUGAGCAGUGUUAUGACUCAGAGAUUAGUCACUUCAUCAAUGGGACGAGCUCCGAAGGUCCGUUGUGACCAUGAGCUUACCAGGAGACCCAAGCAUGGCCCUGUCAGGAACGCUGCUUGGGGGGCCAGCUGGGUAGGGCUGCUUCCAGAAGCUUGAGCCCACUCCUGCCUGGACUUGUCGUUGAGCCUGCCCCUGCAGGAGACAGGGACCUCCUGGUGGGGUGACUGUCACCCGUCACCUCUGACUCAGCAGGGCCAAUCAGAAACCACGGGAUUCAGGGUCAUACUUGCUAUCCCAGGGUUGGGAACCUGAAAAGUCUCUGCUUAGCAAACAGUUGUUUUCCCUCUCUCAUGGCAUUUUCACUGCCUGAAUGACCCGUGAGGAAGCAAGUGUUCUUUCUGUGCACUUUUCUCAGCAUUCUGUGCUCUGGCUGGUCCCGCCUGCUGGCUCACAUGGCAGAGUGAGCCUCUUCCCGGGCCCAACUGCUUGCCUCCCGGCAGAGAUUUUAGGGAAGUGUUUGUGUAACUUCCCAUCUUCCGGAGAAGGGUAAAUACAUCCAAAGGAUUCACUUAAGGGAAUUCUUUCUUAAAAAAUUAACUUGGAGCUAUAUAAAGGAGGGAGGAUGGGAGUAUUUUUAAUACUUUGUUUUCCUGUGCACAUACACAGUAGUAGUGCUGCAGGCGUGUGUCGCAUGCCGUGACCACCAAAACCCUCCUGGGUACUUCCUUCAGAGGGACACGUUUGCUGCUUCUCCUACCAGCAGAUGUUGUUGACUGGGCAGCGGCCUCCUUGGCAGGAACAAAAGGUGUGAUGGGACCUCCCUCCUAGACAGGGUCUCCAUGGAGGUGUCCCAAAUUCACAUGCUGGGGUUUUGAAACAAGGAAACCCGUGAGUGGAGGAGUAGAGGGAGGGUGAGCAUGUGUGUGGACGGGCACUGUCCGGCCGGGUGGCCAAGACUGGAGCCUGCGUGAUCCUGCCGGCCCGUGAGCCUGGGCGCUGGGCAUCCUUCAGAUCCCAUGGGCGCCUCUGGGCUAACCCCAGCAGGGCCACGUGGCUGCAGCUUUACUGUCCUGACCCUUCUGGAGCAGCAGUGCACAGACAAGACAGGGUGGCCUUUUAUAAGUCAAGGCCACAGCCUGUCUAACAGGCAGGUUGUCUGGCCACGUCCUAGCAACUGGUAGAAGGUUUGAAGUCAGGCUGAUAAUAAGAAAAAUCAAAACCCCAGCCCAGGACUGGGAAAACAGGUGGUGGUUCCAGGCUUUUGAAAAAUUAUCUAAGCUCUCCAUCCUGUUCUAUAAAUUUGUCUUCUUUCUCCAUCACUUAGUAGCUGUGCCCAGCAUUUAGCUGUCCUCCAGUAAAGAUGACCUACAGGGGUCCAAAGCCAGCUAGCCUCACCAGCUAACAAGCUGCCUUCCUGCAGCUUCCCGCAGGGCGCUCAGGCUCAUCGUAACACGGUGUUUGAGCUGUUAAGCCCGUGCAGUAUGUCAGGGAUUGGGCAGAAAAUAUCGGGUGCACAUCACAGAGCCAUUGGUGGUAUUUAUAGCUUCACUUUGUACUCCUACUCCCUGUUCCUGCCUGCACAGAAUAUCCAUGUUUCCUUUGAGAAAUCUGUUGUGGACUGAAAGUGCUGCUGGCUGCGAAAUUUAAUAAAGGGUGCGUAUUUGCUAGAAAAUUAUUUCUUGGGCAAGAAUAAUCAUUGAUCUCUUAAUCCUGGCACUUAACAGUGGCCAAGGACUUGCUCAGCCUGUUUCUUGGUCUCUCAGUGCUUUAAAAUGUAAGCAGAAAAGCAUUUUGUGCUGUUGAAUGUGGUUCUGGUGACUUGGUGGCUUGCUAUCUUAUAAGGAGGCGCUUGCUCCAGUGUUAAAGGCACAGGCUCCAAGCAGAGCCUGCGCCAGUUCAGUUUUCUCUCAAGAAACCUCUUUUGAAUAAAAUACUCAGUUCUCCCCCCGCCCCCCGCCCCGACAUGUCCAGCCAGCGGAGGCAGCACACAGCCUCCUAAGUCCCCUUCAUGUGACUGCUGUGGUGAAAUUUCCACUCCUGCAUUGUGAUCUCAUCAGAACCUCUGCCCCCUUUGUCCCGCAACCUUCCCUCCCCGACUCCCUCGCCUCCCUCCCCUCCUCCGUCAUCCCUCCUCCACCCCUUCUGCCCAGGCCUCCCGGGCUCACUGCAGGGCUCACUCCAGGAAUACGGGCUAAAGGCUUUGGUGCAUUGCAGCGUUUUCCCCCAGCAGCUGUGAGCAGGAUAUAGUUUCUACGCUAAGGAGGAUUUUAUUAAGAGAGUGCGUACUAAUGUCGUAUAUUAUUGCUUUGGGCUAUAUGUGAUGGUCUUCCUUCACACUAAAAUGUACGUCUUAUUUUAGUACUUGCAAGAGUCUGCUAUGAGGAACCAGUCCUUACAUGCCGAGGAGAGUGUGAAGGAUGCUGUGGUAGUUGCCAGUGGCACCCUGGCCGUCUCCCCCAUCCUGAAGCGUUUGCUUCGAGGAAGGCUCUCAGAACAUCAGACAGUCUGAUGAGGUGUUUGGCCCGGCUCCAUACACCCAGUAAAGCAGCCGAAUGGUUCAUGCCUCACACUGCCAAGCCGCUGAAUUUCAAAGGAAGCAGACCCCCGCCCGCCCCUGCACCCCUGUUCCCACACUCCACACCUCUCCCCCGUGCUCUUCUCGGACGCAGGCACACAGUGUGCCAAGUCCAGGGUGCCGCGGCCCGCUGCUUUAUUUUCCCAUUGGGAUUCAGUAAGUUAAUGGCUUCCCCACUAACAGAAUUAGACUUUGACUCAGUACCUCGCAUUGUAUCAAGAGGUAUCCAUCUGGAACAUACCAAAUGUUCUAGAAGAUCUGCUCUUUGCUCCAGUUUUCCCUAGGGUGUUUCUGGCAAGGAGUCUUUAAAAGACAUCCACCUGAGUUGAUGCUAAAACUUGUCACCACCUGGAAUGUAGUUAUUGGUCGGCAAGAUGAACAUUGUCCAAAUUCCCCAGGGGCUGCUUUUGUAGCCUGGUGGUGCACUUGUGCCCUCUCUGAGUGGUUUAUGCUUAAAAAACAGAUAAUGCUUUUAGACAGCUCCCUGCUAGGGCCUGGGACAUGCCCGUCCCUGAGAUACUGUGUGAAGAAAGCACCCCGAGGGGAGGGGCGCGAGGGAGCGAGGGCAGGUGCUGAUGGGGCCUGUGGGGCCCAGAUGGCAGCAAGUCUGCAGGCUGGGGGGCGGGGGGUGGUUCUGGGCGAAGUCGGUAAGGGUCAGUGUGAAACAGAAAAGCUAACUCACCCCAAGACAGCUUAUUUCAAUAUGACGCAAAUGUGUAAAAUAAAGAUUCUGGGGCAGAAAUGUAUGUUUGUGGGCAGGCAAAUCAGAGCCACAGGGCCUGCCUCCUUAGCGUUUGAGAUCCUAUUACAGGACCUAGAAAUCCUGUCCACAUAGUCGGGUGGUUCUUGACUCUUUAAGCAGCUUUGACAAAUUGCAUUUGCAUAGUCAUGUGACCUCGAAGUCGGACAUACUUAAUCCAGAAAUUUCAUUGGAGGGAGGCUUGCAGGUCUGUAAAUAUCAUUUGCUUUCCUGGUCAGAUUGGGAUGCAGGUUUUCAGUAUUGUUUUUUAACACUAAUGAUCAUUGAAGAGUAUUUACGUACACAUAUAAUAGGUGGGGAUCAGGUCAAGGCGUUAUAUGAGAUGAAUUCUCUUGCUGUGAUGCAAAUGUGUAAAAUAAAGAUUCUAUGACGGCA
Molecule: messenger RNA, 6775 nt
Organism: Lemur catta (Ring-tailed lemur)
Lineage: Eukaryota; Metazoa; Chordata; Mammalia; Primates; Lemuridae
Gene: GPR107
Product: G protein-coupled receptor 107
Exons: 18
Coding region: 195-1859 (554 amino acids)
Biological process (GO): clathrin-dependent endocytosis
Cellular component (GO): Golgi apparatus; clathrin-coated vesicle; membrane
Molecular function (GO): clathrin heavy chain binding
Source: RefSeq, a predicted model, not a curated record